Molecule: messenger RNA, 3368 nt
Organism: Physcomitrium patens
Lineage: Eukaryota; Viridiplantae; Streptophyta; Bryopsida; Funariales; Funariaceae
Source: RefSeq, a predicted model, not a curated record
GGGGUGGGGUUUGGGCUGUGUUAUGUUGUGCAUGCGCCCUCGCGUGCGGGAGGCCCUGGGGUGGGUGAUCCGCCGAGGAUGACCCCUCGGGCGUGGCGCAGGAUGCAGCAGGGGGCCGACUAGAGGGGCCUGGCUGGGGCAUCCAUCUGGGAGCAGUAGCACGCGAGGUGGGAGCAGAUUAGAGGGGAGGGGGGAUAGAUCCGCGUCUGGAGUGCUGGGUAGCAGAAGCGGCGGCGGUGAGGUAGUUCGGAGGAGCGGCGGGUAAUUUUUUUGGGGGCGUUGGGAAAGGGGUUGCGGUUGUAGGUGGCCUGCGAAGGGUGGUGGAACAGGUUAGGAUGAGUGUUUGAGCGAGAGGGCGACGGGGAGGAGGGAGGGAGGGAGGGAGGGGGGGGAGUAGCCCUGCGAGUGAGUCCGCAUGCAUGGCGUCGAUAGCCGUGUUGAAUCAUGAGCGGCACGCGAACCCUUACUCCGUAGGGGCGGACGAUAUGAUGAAGAAGGGGCCGAAGAUGGCGAAGGUGGGCGCGGACGUGUCGAACGAGCCCCGGGCUUUGAAACGGAAGUCGAUGAGUUUGAACCAGGAGUAUGUGCAGGGGCCGGCGGGCGUGAUGACGGUGGACGUGGCGAAGCUGAGCCGCGAGCAGAGGAGCGAGUUGCGGAAGAAGCUGAAGCGGGGGCUGGAGGAGGUUCGGACGGUGGGGUGCAAGAUCGAGGCGUGGCUGGAGGUUCUUGCGAAGGGGAGGCAGCGGGCGGGGGGGUUGGGAUCGGAGAGCAAGCAGCAUUCGCAGGGGAGCGAGGCUAAAUCGGGUCGGGGGGCGGAGACGUGGCAGGGGAGGAAGGAGGUGGCGUCGGUGGUGUCGGAUCCGGCGUCGUCGUCGGGCGAGACGCCCCGAGACAUGCCGAAGGAGAUGUCGCAGAGGGAGGCUCGGCUGGCGCGUCAGGCGAGCGUGGCGGUACCGGAGGCUUCGGGCGGGACGCCGAGCGAGAAGAUGAAGCGGACGCCGAAAGCGAACGCGCUGUACGUGAACUCGGAGUUCGUGUCGGGGAAGGACAAGAUGCCGGCUCCGGAGAAGGCGAAGGCGAAGAGGGGGGUGGGGGAGAAGGGGACCCUUGAUGGGAGGGACCCUCGGCGGCAGAAGGUGGAGGCGGCGCGGGGCAAGAGGAUGGGCGAGAUGUUGAAGCAGUGCAUGACGCUGCUGCGGAAGCUGAUGACGCACAAGCACGGGUGGGUGUUCAACGAGCCGGUGGACGCGGAGAAGCUGGGGCUGCACGACUACCACUCGAUCAUAAAGAAGCCGAUGGAUCUGGGGACGAUCAAGAAGAAGCUGCACCUGAAGCAGUAUGCGUCGCCGUUGGAGUUCGGGGAGGACAUUCGGUUAACGUUUUCGAAUGCGAUGACGUACAACCCGGUGGGGCACGACGUGUACGUGAUGGCGGAGCUGCUGAAGAACAUGUUCGAGGAGUGGUGGAAGAACAUGGGGAGGAAGGUGGAGGAGGAGAGGAGGCGAUGCGGGAAGGAGGAGGAGAUGCUGGCGAACGACGAGGACUCGGUGGAGGAGAGCGGGGAGGUGCGGAGGGGGGAGAGGGAUGUGGUGUCGUUGACGCGGGGGAAGGCGAGCUCGCGGAUGGGUUCGCAGCCGAAGCCGCGGCCGGAGGAGGUGGGGAAGAGAGCGAUGACGUUCGAGGAGAAGAGGAAACUGAGCGUGAACUUGGAGAGGCUUCCGGGGGACAAGCUGGAGCGGAUUGUACAGAUCAUAAAGAAGAGGAAUCCGGAUUUGGGGCAGAACGAGGACGAGAUCGAGGUGGACAUAGACUCGUUCGACAACGACACGCUGUGGGAGCUGGAUCGGUUCGUGACGAACUACAUGAAGAGCAGGGGGAAGAGGGCGAAGUCGAAGGCACAGGCGCAAUACGGGGACGUUGAGAUGGCGGAAGCAGGCGAUGGGGAGGGGCGCAGAGGUGGAACUGGCGGGGAAGAGGGUGAGAGGGAUGUAGAUAUCGGCGACGACGUGGGCGCGACGAAAUUCGCGCCGGUAGUGAUCGACAACGGGAGAGAAUCGAGCAGCUCGGGGAGUGACAGCAGCGACUCGGGGAGCUCGGACAGUGAUUCGGAUUCCGGGAGCUCGUCGGGGAGUGAAUCGGAUGCCGAGGAUGGGCAGACUGGUGGUGGUGGUGGUGGUGGUGGUGGGGGUGGAGGUGGAGGCAAAGCAUCACAUGACAAGUUUCUCGUGGGGAUGCUCGGCGAGGUGAUGAAAUUUGGUUGGCUUAGUCGUGGUUCCUUGCUUGAGCGCGAAGAGGCUCGUAGAGAGCUGCAGCAGAUGGAGAGGACAGUGGAGAUAGACGAGAACAGCGGAAUACUGAAGGAUUUGGAAAGGCUGCGGUCGGUACCGUUGGAGGCGAUGUUGGGAGGAGGGCACGAUGCGGGGAACGGGGAUGAGGGGUCGGCGGAUGGUUCAUCGACGAUCGCGUUGCAGGGCGGGAGCAAUCCGCUGGAGCAGUUGGGGCUGUACAUGAGGAACGACGACGACGAGGAGGAGGCGCACGAGGAGGAGGAGGGGGAGAUGGACGGGGAGUCGGCGCAGGCGGUGAAGACGGACGAAGAGGACGAGGUGGUGGACGUGGAGGACGGCGAGAUCGACGUGGAAUAGGCGGGGGGGGGGAUGGGAGGGGAGGGGAUGGAGGCGUGAGGCACGGGGUAAUAGGGUCUUGGUUGCGGGUUCUGUCGUAGCAAUGAAACAGGUAUACGGAAGAGCUGGGAGAGCUCGGUACCUGGCGGAGGUACGGAGAGCUGCCAGGCAUUGUACAAUGGAUAUGUAUGAAGAGAGACCCCAGGACGGUAGGAGUCCGUCCCGCCCAGCCCAGCCGAGGUGAGGGUGUGGAUAGGGUAGGAAACGGUGGGGCUUUUGUGAUGUAAAGGGUGGGAAAGGGGGGAAAUUGAAGAAGAGGAUGUGAAACGAGGAGAUUGGAAUAGGAAUGGAGGGGAAUGUACAUGAAGACGGCGUGGAUGCGUGUGGUGUGGUGUGGUGUGGUGUGGUGGAAUGGCUUGUGGGUGGAGAGAUAGGGUGUGAAUGGUAGUGCGUUUGGAUUUGAUAUCGGUGAGCGAGUUGAUCGUAUUCCGAUAGAGCAGGAUGUGGGCCUGGUUUGGGGAGAGAUUGGGUGUAUUGUGAUGAUGUUUGUGGUGUGGGGAUGAGGUAGUGUGCGUGUGUUACCACCGGUCGCUUUGACGGAGGACGGAAGAACAAGGGUAUGUAUGGAAUGUGGUGUGCGGGUUAUGUGGGAUGGAAUUGUAACUGGAAUGGUGCGUUAGGGGACGUAGAGAAUGUAGAACGUAACUUAUGAAUAACACAUUAUGAACUUUUUUAAUGGGUUUA